AUGGCGGAUCGCCCAGAGUCACUGCAUGACGCCAAGCGCCGGCGCGGAUUCACCGAUCUCCCCGUAAGUCAUGGCGGAGCUGGUGAAGGUGGUACCGCGCCGCUCGUUCUCCGCCUGUCCGCCUUCCGCGCUCACCUCUCCAUCCCUCAUCCCCCGCACUUCUUCUCCUCCCUCUGUGCCACUUCCCCGUCAUCACCGCAUGCAGGCGGAGCUGGUGGAGGCGGUGCUGCGCCGCUCGUUCUCCGCCUGUCUGUUUCUCCCCCACCAUCAUCCAUCCCUCUCCUCCCUCAUCCCCCCCUUUUCCCCCUGCGACGUUGUCGUGUUCCCCUUCAUCGCCGCGUGCAGGUGGAGCUGGUGGAGGCGGUGCUGCGCCGCUGCCUGCAGUCGCCCGCCUGCUCGCCGCGCCAAUACGCCCACACGCUCCUCGUGUGCUCCCAGUUUUGUGACAUUGGCAUGUCCCCCGCGAUUCUGCGCAUUCUCCCUCCCUCCGUGCUGCUGCCGCGCUUUGAGCGCUGGAGCGACUCCAACCUGCACUUUCUGAGAAGCUGCGCUGCUGCUGGGAACAGCGAGGCCUUGUUUAUUCUCGGCAUGACCUACACCUACUGCUUCAACGACCCUAACACAGGCUCGGCGCUCCUUACCCGAGCAGCCAGGGACGGACACGUGGCAGCACUGCAUUCGCUGGCGAUAUUUCUGCUCAACCGUGGCAAUGCGAUGCCUAAGAGAAGCUGUGACGACAGCAGCAGGCAUCGUGAUCUGGUUACCAGUGGUAACCAGCUGGCUCACUGCGUGCAGCACGGCGUGGGGGCGCGCAGCAACGAGCGCAUGGCCCACUUGCUGCUCGCCCGUGCCCGUGCCCUGCAGGUGCUGCGACGGGAGCAGGGGCGGCGAGGGGAGCAAAGGGAGAGUUCGCAGCUGGACCGGCAGCAGCAGCAGCAGCAGCAGCAGCAGGCGAGACAGCAGCAAGAGCAGAGGAAGCGGGUGCUGUGUGGGGCUUGGAAAUGUGCGUUGAGACAAACAGAGGACGGGACCUCUCAGGUGAAACCUCAGGUGCCAUCAGCACUGCCAACUGCGCAAAUGGCAACAACACUAGAAGCACAGCUGCGACCCAUCCCACGAGCAGCAGCACACGAGCCACUCAUCCCGCCAGCAGCAGGACACGACCCACCCAUCCCACCAGCAGCACAAGAGCCAAUCACUCCAGCAGCAGCAGAAUGUGCGUCACUCACCUCUGCAGCAGCAGAACCAACAGCACACGAGCUGCACAUUUCAGCACCGCCAGCACACGCGGCACCCGCCCCAGCAGCAGCAACAGCAUGGCCACAUCACCAGUGGCUGCCGGUGCCUCGUCACCCCAUCCACUCCUUCCUGCUGCGAUGGCGCAAGCAGGACGAAGAGGAGUUGUCAGUUGGAGGAAUGGGCAAGAACGCGUGGGAUGGUGGCUGA
This is a messenger RNA of Closterium sp. Naga37s-1, 1446 nucleotides long. NCBI's taxonomy places the organism in Eukaryota, Viridiplantae, Streptophyta, Zygnematophyceae, Desmidiales, Closteriaceae. The record is from the annotation of a GenBank genome assembly.